UCGAAGCAAUGACUAAAAUGACAACUCUGACCGCUGACAAUAACUUUAUUAACAUUCGUGAUCAAUGCCUCUCAGCGUUUCAAAGUGCUGAUAACUUGAUUCAAAUGGCACGGAUGAAUAAUCUUUGUGAACAAUAGUCACAGAAAUAUCCAUGUUGCAAACCAAAAGAAAAAUUGGCAUCAGUCCAAACUCCAAUCGUUUCCCCCGGGUCCCUAGCCUAAUUUGCACCAUUGAACUUGGCUGUUUAGCGAGGGUAUGGCAAAGGAAUUAUUUUCAAACAUGGCAGAAUAUUUACCUGAUAGCGCAAUAUUCACGGUAUUAUCUGCCUUUCUUUUGUGUUAUUUCAUCUACUAUAUCAUCACCAGUCGACGCCAAGUUCGCCACCCACCAGGACCAAUCGGGUUACCUUUUCUUGGGAGUGUAUUUGCUCUUUCUUUCACGAAGAAGCGACAAUAUGAGGUGAUAAAUGAUUGGACAAAAAAGUAUGGUUCUGUGUUUUCCUUCAAGCUUUUGAACACCCGGGUCUACGUCGUUAGUGAUUUCCGCAUGGCACGGGAUAUCCUAGCAAGCACCCACGUGACCGCAAAGUUGCCAUUUCCAGUGCUAAAGACGCUUCAUGGAACGCACAACGCUGGCAUAGCGUUCUGUAGCGGAGAAGUAUGGCAGGAACAGCGUCGUUUAUUUGUAUCUUUCCUCAAGAAUGCUACUUUAGGCGGGGUCAGGUUUGAAAAACUCGUUGAGGAGCAAGCACAACGCGUUCUUUUGGAAAUGGAGAAGAUGGACAAGAAGAGCUUUGAUCCCAGAUACAUGAUCCAUGCUGCGCUAAACAACGUGGUCCUAAGAAUCAUGACUGGGGUGAAUUAUGAUCAUGGAGAUCCUGAAUUCAUCCUAUUCAUGAAACUCUCAUCACGCCUCUUCAGUUUGUUAGGUCCGGGAGGACUGCUAGCAGUGCUCCCGGUACUCGCAGCUGGCACUUCUAAAACGGGACAAGAUUUGACAGAAACAUGGAAAGACAUCCUGAUCUUCCUCAAGAAACGAAUUGCAGAGCACAAAAUAAAUUUCGAUCCGAAUCAGGAGACUACCGAUUUUAUGCACCUGUAUCUCCAGGAAAUGGCAAGAAGGGAGUCGCAGAAUGAUCAGCGAUCUUUCAAUGACACCAACAUGCUGGCGAGCACCUUUGAUGGGGUUAUAGGUGGAACAGACCCAACAGUCCUAAAUAUCUUAUGGAUCUUGCAUACAUUUGCUUGUUAUCCCGAGGCCCAACGCCGAGUUCGUCGAGAGAUAUCCGAGGUUAUCGGCAACGACAACUUUCCAAGAUUCUCUGAUCGACUACGAAUGCCUUUGACAAUGUCAACGAUCACAGAAUGUCGCCGUUUCCGACCAGUGGUUGAUAUUCUUAUUCCCCAUGUGGCCACAAAGGAUUGCAAGAUUGGCGAGUAUGACGUCACAAAGGGAGGCGUGGUUACGGUCAAUUUAUUUCAUUUUUCCAAAAGUCCUGACCUUUGGGACAAGCCUGAGGAAUUCCAGCCAGAUCGAUUCUUGACAGAAACCGGGGAGUUUGAUAUGAAGAAAGAGCCUCUCUUCUUUGGAAUAGGUCGGAGAGUUUGCCCGGGAGAGCAACUGGCGCGAAUGAACAUCUUUAUUUUCAUCACUCACAUCCUGAAGAGAUUUGCCAUCAGUCUUCCAGAAGGUGCUCCGAUGGACCUACCUGCUCUCCAUGGUUUAACUACCAAUCCAGAUCAUUUCGAGAUUCAUGCUGUAAAGAUUGAUGACGACUAGAUCGAAGGACGGAGGGGUACUCGUCACCUGACACAUGGGAAGCGUUUCAUGACAGGACUUGUCGGACAAGUCCUUACAAGUCCUGUUCUAUCCCACAGUUACCAUAUAGUAUAACAUUGCCUCUCAGCUAGCUAAAAUCCAGGCGAGUUGGCAGAUCUGGCAAAUUGUCGACAAUGUUGAUGAAAUGCUCCCCAAGGCGCCCUGGUUCUGUUGUAAUAAAAUGGACGGCAGGCAACGGUAUUCUAUCUUGGAUGCAUGCCAUUUAAAUCUGGGGUACCUCAGGAAUUAGUGAUCGGGCCACCUUAUUUCUGCUGUAUAUCUAUGGCAUCUAACUCAAUAUGCAUCACUUUACCGAUAACUGGUGUGAUCUAUGUAGAUAUCAACAUAAAAUAUGUUUCAUAUUACAAUACGACCACCAAAACGGCCACCAAACCAUUUCUGAUCGGUCUAGUGUCCUUUGGUACUUACAGAGUCAAGAAGACUGGGGAAGGUCCUUCCCCAUGAUGGAAGUGAGCCCCUGUACAACCAUGGACCUACAACGAACAUGGUAUAGCACAGCUUCGCAUUUUCAAACGGGCCAAUAUCCAAGGUCGAUGCAAGUAUCUCGGAUUUACCAUAUCAAAAGACCUCGGAUAAAAUACGAACUGUCAACUUGUUGUCAGCAUGGCCGGCAACAAUCUUCAGUUGCUGAGGAGAACUCGUUCACCUUAGUGUUCUUAAAUAGAACUGCACAUAAAACCCGGUUUCGACCACAGCUUGAAUGGUGCUGAUUCAGGAAGCCUAAACUUUUUAAAGAAAUCCGUUUGAAGGUUAUCUCUCUUUGUGGCCUCCUUGGAAAAAAUAUGAAAAGAUACGAUGUCAAAUUUCAUAUACUGAUUCCAUAUAGUGAUUUAUGUGUUUCGCUGAUUUUCAACUUUUGUUUUCUCAUUGUUUUCCAAUAAAAAUUUUGUUGCAUCAUCAUUUUUAUUGAGCAUUUAGUUAAUCGAUUUUAGCUGUAGUAAGAUUCUUUCCAUGGUUAAAAAAUUCUUUUUAAUCUGCUUCUUUUUAUGUGUAAUUAUCAUUUAUAUCAAUUGUAAAUAUAUGAAAUUAAAUUUGUAUAAUAAUUUGUGCCUUGUUGGAAAUUAAUCGAAUUUUAUAUUUGUUUAUGGGAUAAUUAUUGAUUGCAUCAAUCACACUCAUUUGGAAGACGGAUACUAGAUAAGCGCUUCGCGUAAGGAUUUGUUGGAUGUUUCAUGAUGUGAGGUUCGUUGGUCACCAUCGACGCUUCUCAGCCAACAUGGCCAAUCAUAAUCGAGGAAAGUUUUCAUAAAACCCUUCCUGACUUCCGUUUCAUGAAGAUUUACGAAUACACUCUUAAAUGUUGGGCAACAUAUAGUGUCCAUACAAUAAUUGGUUAAAUAUCCAACCCUGGGUAGUUUUCAACCCAUACUGUGUAGUUCUCACCUGAAGCCCACAUUAUUGGUUUAAAACUACCCAGAAUUUGAUAAAGAUUUGACUAAUUGUUGUAUGGACAGUAUGUUGCCAAUCAUAUUUAAGAGUGUAUACAUGGCCCUGGAAAGUGGGAACUUUUAAUAUCUAGGGUUGCAGGAGGGUUGUCCAGAAAAAAAUAGAUAAAACAAAUUGUCAAGCCAAAGUAACAGAGUUAUGACUUAAAAAUGAAGGAGAUUUGGUCGGAUGAAAUAAACUGAAGAGUUUAAUAAAAAGGGGGGGUGGUCAAAUCACGACAUCUUAGCAUACCAACCGGCCCCACGGGGUGCUGCCAAUCGUAAAUAACAUACACACCCCUCUUUCCAUGUCCAUGCAAAUACGGCAACUUUGUCAUUAUUGUCAUAACUACGGCCAUGUAAACAUUAUUUGUAUUUGGCCGCGCCGUUGCCAUGGUAGUUGCUAUAAUACAUCCUGGUCAACAGUGAAAGGACCUUCCAGGGGUCGUUGACCGUUCCCUGGGGCAGACAUGUUGCAGGGCAAAUAGUGAACACUUGUACAUCAAACCAUCAUAAAUCAUCGUAUUUAUGGCCUGAUGCUUACGUUUUUCACAUUGCCCUAUACUGUGACGUCAUCUGAGAACGCUCUACAGUUGUAUCUCUUUACGAGAUUAAUUAAACCUGAAGUUGGUACGAAGGGGCAAUCCUACACAGCACUGAAAAUUUCAUUAAAAUCGGAUGAACAAUAAGAAAGUUAUGACAUUUUAAAGUUUCGCUUAACAGUUAUGCACUUCUUGGUCGGUAUGAUGCAAAUGAGGGACGGAUAAGGUCAUCCACUCACUAUUUCUUAUACAUUUCUUAUGUUUUAUUCCUCCUUGAAUGUGUGGAAUUACCAUUAACAUUUUUUUUAAUUUUUCAUGGUUCAGACACUUUGACCCCUGUCAGUUCUGUACAAACAGAAAAUUGUAUGGUUCGAACAAUGAAAAUCAAAGGAAAUAAUGAGCGAGGGACUUCGUUGAUUCUCUCAUUUGCAUAUCACUGAGCUGUGCAUAAUAACUGUUGUGUGAAAAAUAAGCCGAAACUCUAAAAUGUCACAGCUUUCUUAUUAUUUUGCAUCGAUUGUGCUGAAAUUCAGUGUAAUUCUUGUUAUAUUUCUUCUCUAUUGAUUCGAAUCAACAUGCACUGGGACGGACUUGACCUUUAAUAACGUUAUGAUAUUACAUCAUCUUGCAAAUGGCACUUUGCCUUUAAAUCAUCCCCAUUCGACCCCGCAUUUAUAUACAGAAAGUGAUCGAAUCCGGGAAAGACGGAAGAUGUUAUCACAUAGGUUAUCUUACCACUGUUUCCUGCCAGCAUAAGGAUGAUAAAACACGCCAGAAAACAACCAGUAAGAGUUCUUCCAGCCA
Messenger RNA from Lytechinus variegatus (green sea urchin), 4609 nucleotides. Its product is annotated as cytochrome P450 2U1-like. The transcript has 6 exons. Gene Ontology annotation, biological process: xenobiotic metabolic process. Gene Ontology annotation, cellular component: intracellular membrane-bounded organelle; cytoplasm. Gene Ontology annotation, molecular function: heme binding; oxidoreductase activity, acting on paired donors, with incorporation or reduction of molecular oxygen, reduced flavin or flavoprotein as one donor, and incorporation of one atom of oxygen; iron ion binding. Bases 256 to 1779 code for a protein of 507 amino acids. The record is from RefSeq and is a predicted model, not a curated record. NCBI's taxonomy places the organism in Eukaryota, Metazoa, Echinodermata, Echinoidea, Temnopleuroida, Toxopneustidae.